AUGUACACCAAAGCAAUUUUGCCCGCACUUUUCCUGGCUGGCCAGGUAGUAGCUCUUCCCGCUACUACAAUUACGCUCCACAGCACUAUAACCAGCACCAUAAUCGUGCCUGCUGUUACUGACGCUGCUGGCUCUAACCCUUCCAACGCUGCUACUCCAGCUGUCUUCUCACCUUCAGCUGAGAACCCCUUUCUGACUACUCUUUCUAGUUUCAGCGAUGCUUCGCCUUUUGGUGCAGCUCAGGUUAUCGUCACGGUUACUGAGACCCAAGGCCUACCUUACCCGGUGCUCAUCACUGUGACUGAUUAUCAUUGUCCUCAUCGAACUGCUGAAGUUGAAUCGAGCACUUCUGCCUCUUCAGAAAGGACCUCGGCAACUGUCUCGAGUACUGCUGCUCCUGCAUCUUCGAGUGCGAUGCCGUCUUCUGAGCCAAAGUCCUCCCCUGCUCCUGCAACCACUACAAAGGCUUGUGUUUUUCCUGUUCCAGGAAAGUGUGACGACUAA
Molecule: messenger RNA, 504 nt
Organism: Aureobasidium melanogenum CBS 110374
Lineage: Eukaryota; Fungi; Ascomycota; Dothideomycetes; Dothideales; Saccotheciaceae
Exons: 1
Coding region: 1-504 (167 amino acids)
Source: RefSeq, a predicted model, not a curated record